Molecule: messenger RNA, 9616 nt
Organism: Epinephelus fuscoguttatus (brown-marbled grouper)
Lineage: Eukaryota; Metazoa; Chordata; Actinopteri; Perciformes; Serranidae
Gene: magi2a
Product: membrane associated guanylate kinase, WW and PDZ domain containing 2a
Exons: 22
Coding region: 190-4761 (1523 amino acids)
Biological process (GO): receptor clustering; signal transduction
Cellular component (GO): dendrite; cytoplasm
Molecular function (GO): SMAD binding; beta-1 adrenergic receptor binding; type II activin receptor binding
Source: RefSeq, a predicted model, not a curated record
AGUUCAUGCAAAGGCAGACUGAUGAUCCAGCUGCUGUGCGUGUGAGUGUGUGCGCGCUGACAUGGAUACAACUGGCGUUUACUGGUGAAACUGGACACAUCCCAGUGUUACGGUGACACCGGCCGACUCCAAAGAGCGCUAAAACUUCUCCCACGGCCGCACUCAUGUGAUUUCCCCCCAGUUGGAGCCAUGUCCAAGAGCCUGAAGAAGAGGAAGAACCACUGGACUAACAAAGUCCACGAGAGUGUCCUCAGCAGGAAUGAGGAGGGGGAGCUGGGGCUGGAGCUCAAGGGCGGCGCAGAGAAUGGACAGUUCCCGGUUAUCGGCGAGCUUCUCCCGGGCACGGCGCUCUGCCACAGCGGCAAACUCUUCCAGGAUGAACUCCUGCUGGAAGUCAAUGAUACCCCGGUGGCUGGACUCACCACCAGGGACGUCCAUGCUGUGGUCAAACACAGCAAAGACCCCGUCCGACUCAAGUGUGUCAAACAAGGGGGCGUGAUCGACAAGGACCUGCGCCACUACCUCAACCUGCGCUUCCAGAAAGGCUCGGUGGACCACGAGCUGCAGCAGAUCAUCCGGGACAACCUCUACCUCCGCACCGUCCCCUGCACAACCAGGCAGCCCAAGGAAGGAGAGGUCCCGGGGGUGGAUUAUAAUUUCGUGACCGUUGACCGGUUUAUGGAAUUGGAGAAAAGUGGAGCCCUGCUAGAGAGCGGAACAUAUGAAGAUAACUUUUACGGGACCCCGAAGCCUCCGGCCGAGCCCAGCGCUCUGCUGCUAAAUGUAACAGACCAGCUGCUGCCGGGCGCCAGACCCACCUCUGAGGGCAAGAGGAAGCGUAACAAGUCAGUCAGCAACAUGGAGAAAGCCAGCAUCGAGCCCCCCGAGGAGGAGGAGGAGGAGAGACCCGUCGUCAAUGGCAACGGUGUUGCUGUCACCCCAGAGUCGAGCGAACAUGAGGACAAGAGUACAGACGCUUCGGGGGACAUCGUCCCGCAAAACAUCCCGACGGAGGCCCCACCUGAGGCGCCCAAAGAUGACGGACAGUCCCCGAAAAUGACCCUACCCAAACCAGAGGAGAAUGACGAGCUAGGGCCGCUGCCCGACAACUGGGAGAUGGCGUACACCGAGAAAGGAGAGGUCUACUUCAUAGACCACAACACCAAGACAACAUCGUGGCUGGACCCGAGGCUAGCCAAGAAGGCAAAGCCGCCUGAGGAAUGCAAAGAGGAUGAGCUUCCGUACGGCUGGGAGAAAAUCGAUGACCCCAUUUACGGCAGCUACUAUGUCGACCAUAUAAAUAGAAGGACCCAGUUUGAGAACCCAGUCCUGGAGGCUAAAAGGAGACUCCAGCAGCAGCAGCAGAUGCAAAGCCAGGGUCUGUCCUCACUGCCCCUUCCCACCAUCUACAGAGAGAAGCCGCUGUUCACGCGGGACCCCACUCAGCUCAAAGGCAGUUUCUUGUCCACAUCACUCCAAAAGAGCAACAUGGGCUUUGGCUUUACUAUAAUCGGAGGCGACGAGCCUGACGAGUUCCUCCAGGUCAAGAGCGUCAUCCCCGAUGGGCCGGCCGCAGCUGAUGGAAAGAUGGCCACAGGUGAUGUCAUUGUCUACAUCAACGAUGUGUGCGUCCUGGGCACCACCCAUGCUGAUGUGGUCAAACUCUUCCAGUCAGUGCCAAUUGGCCAAAGCGUCACCCUGGUCUUGUGUCGUGGCUACCCUUUGCCCUAUGACCCAGAAGAAGCUGCUAACAGCAACAACAACACCGCCACCACCACUACCAUCAUCUCCCCGCUGGGCAUCAUGGAGCAGCGGCCCAUCAUGGUGAACGGCAGGACGGGCUACGACAACUACCUAGACUAUCUCUCACGCACGGCGCGCUUUGUCACAGACCCCAGUCAGGACCAGGUCAACAAUGCCACGCAGCAGCUGCUCACCCCUCACCCGGGUGACACCCACUUAGACGGCUCGCUUCCUCCCACCACGGGGACCACACCUCCUGACAGUGUCUCCAUGGCGUCAUCGGGGGCGACCCAGGGGGAACUACUGACCCUGACCAUGGUGAAGGGCAUAGAAGGUUUUGGUUUCACCAUUGCGGACAGUGCUACAGGCCAGCGAGUCAAACAGGUGCUGGAGCCUCAGGGCUGCCCGGGUCUGUGCGAGGGGGACCUGAUUGUGGAGAUUAACAAGCAGAACGUGCAGGGAUUUGCACACACCCAGGUGGUGGAGCUUCUCAAGGAGUGUGCCGUUGGAGCUGAGACCAUCCUGGUGGUUCAGAGAGGUGGAACAGGUCACUAUUCACCCUGGAAGACCCCUAAGCAGGUACUGGAGCAGUGGGAGUCCCAGCAGGGCCAGAGCAGCCCCGCUCAGACCAGCCUGUCCGCCCCUGUUAUCCCCCACAGCGCCCCCUUCCCAACACACCAUCUCCACAGGGCCUCGGUCCCAGACUCAGCCUCCGAGGCCUUGGCCCUGGCUAAACCCGACCCCUAUGACCUUUAUGAGAAGUCCAGGGCUAUCUAUGAGAGUAGGCAACCUGGCCAACCAAGGACAGUUUUUCCUGUGGACUCCUCAGGAGCGGAGUACCAGGACAUGGAGGUGCACCUGCGCAGACAGAAGUCCGGUUUCGGUUUCCGGGUGCUAGGCGGGGAUGAGGCGGGGCAGCCUGUGAGUCCGGAGACGCGUGAGAAGAUCUUGAUCGGGGCAAUCAUUGAGAAGAGUCCAGCAGACCUGGAUGGACGCUUACGGCCUGGUGAUGAGCUGCUGUUUGUGGACGGGAUCCCAGUGGUGGGGAAGCCACACAGAUACGUCAUCGACUUGAUGCAUGGGGCGGCACGGAAUGGCCAGGUGAAUCUGGUCAUCAGGAGGAGGGUGCCGGCUACAGGUGAUUCUUGUCCAGAGAAUGGCCGCAGCCCGGGCUCCGUCUCCACGCAACACAGCUCCCCCCGCAGUGACUUCACAUAUGCCAACAGCACCAGCACGACCCAGGCACCCAACUCCAGCAUGGGCAACGCCACUGCCACUUCAGACAGGACGUCGACCCCCAACACUCAACCCAGCGAUGUCAUCAUCAAUCGAAAGGAGAGCGAAGGCUUCGGUUUUGUCAUCAUCAGCUCGCUCAACAGGCCUGAGGCGGCCGCCACCAACACUGUGCCCCACAAAAUUGGCCGCAUCAUCGAGGGCAGCCCGGCCGACCGCUGCGGGAAGCUGAAGGUGGGGGACAGGAUACUGGCAGUCAACAGCCAGUCCAUCGUCAACAUGCCGCACGCCGACAUCGUUAAGCUGAUCAAGGAUGCAGGCCUCAGCGUCACCCUGAGGAUCAUACCGCAGGAAGAGGUCAGUAAUCCUCCAUCAGCCCCCAGCUCAGAGAAGCAGAGCCCUCUGGCCCAGCAGCACAGCCCGAAGACCCAGCCAAACACCGCUGCCUCGCAGCCAAACCCAGCGGCUACAGAGCCCAACCCUUCUGUCAGCCAGCCCAACCCCAUCCCUCACCAGAGCCCUGUGACCCAGCUGCCCGCCCCUCCACCUCAGACCUACACCCACGAGGGCAGUUACAGGUCAGAGGUGAAGGCGAGGCAAGAUGUUAAACCAGACAUCAGACAGCCGCCGUUUACAGAUUACCGACAGCCGCCGGUGGACUACCGGCACCCUCCUGUGGCUGACUACAGGCAGCCGCCCACGCUGGACUACAGGCACCCGCCACUUCUGGACUACAGACAGCUCGCUACCGACACCAGGCAGUUCGCCAUCCCAGACUACCGAAUGCCACCUGUUCAACUUUCACAGGACUUUGACUUCUUCACAGUGGAGCUGGAGAAGAGCGUGAAAGGCUUCGGUUUCAGCAUCCGCGGAGGGCGGGAGUACAAGAUGGACCUGUUCGUCCUACGACUGGCGGAGGACGGACCGGCUAUCCGUAACGGGAGGAUGAGGGUUGGGGACCAGAUUAUUGAGAUCAAUGGAGAAAGUACCCGGGACAUGACGCACGCCAGGGCCAUCGAGCUGAUCAAGUCUGGAGGCAGGCGCGUUCGUCUUCUUCUAAAGAGGGGUACGGGGCAGGUCCCAGAGUACGAUAAUGCCGCCCCAUGGGAUGCUCGCCCUUCAGCCUCCCCAAGCCUGUCGGAAGUAGCCCCUCCCAUCGACAGCCUUUCCAUGUCAUCGCCUUCAUCUCAUCUGGCCCCGGCCCCCGACCCACCUCACCUGCCGCCUCUGGACGUCCCCCGAGACCUGGCGGCGCGAGACAGCAGGACGGAGCGUUCGAAAAGCCCCCAGAAGGCCGAGCUGCUAAACCCAGAUCCGAUCAGCCAGGGGAGGAGAGCGGCUACAACCGGUGGGAGCAGCAGAGCCAAGAAGGAGGGUGGCAGGUCCACCCACAAGGGGCACAGGGUUCAGCCCACUUCUGAGGGGGAAGUGGGCAAGGAGGGGGAGCCCAAACCUUCCAGGAGCACCAGAGGGAGGUCCAAGGAGAGGAAUGCAGGGGAGAACAGAGAAUCCACCGAGUCUCCCAGCGGCUCCAAGCUCCCGCACACCAACGGGAACAGCAGGGACGAUGUGGAACGUUACGGUGGCGGGCAGCAGGUGGAGUCAGAGCCCAGGCCCAGGGAACUGGACAGGGGCCUGGGAGAGAGCCGGCCCAGCCUGCCCAACAAGAGCACCAGCAGCGCAGCAGGGAGGAAGGCCACGGUCUCUCCCGGGCCUUGGAAGAUCCCCGGAUCGGACAAGCUGCCCAGCACACUGCGCACAGGCACGUCCACGCUGAGCAGAUAACAUCGCGGCGCCAGCCGAACACAGUGGCCACACUCAUCUGAAAACAAACCCGCCAUCCUCACGCCUUCCUGUGCUCCUUUAUCCCCCCUCCAUCCCGUUCUCCCGCAGACGAAACCACGGGGGGGGCAGGGUGAUCUGGACCACGUGUUUUUAGAGUUUUAUUUAUGAUACUGUACUCUAAAUUAUUUUGAGAAAUAUUUUACACCCACCACCUUAAGAACUGGAAAAUCAUCCACUUUAAAAAAAUAAAUAAUGGAAGUAGAAUGUGUGUGUAGCGUGGCAGGGAAUCAAACGGGGGGUGCAAACUUUAUUCUCCCCGAGCAGAACUGGGGGACAAACAUGCAAAUAUAAACAACUGACAGGAAGCAGCUGUCGGUGGAUUUCUUUUUUUACCUUCACAGUGGAGUCUGUUUUAUGAAACGGAAUGUUCAGAAGAAAGUUUGCCUGUUUUUGACGAGAGCGAAUGGAACAAAAGAGCGACAGCGGAGAUGAAAUCUACUCAUCGACAGAACUUUGCCUUAACGGAGACUGAGUGGGCCUGAAUCUAUCUUGAAUAAUCUAUCAGAUGAUUAUAGACAUAGAUAUAUUAUAAUGAAUAUGAAUAUGUGGGAUCAUUUUGUAAAUAAGAUCAUCUUUAAGUGGACAGAACCUUCACUGAGCUGGUUGGAAGUCCUAAACGGCGCGACAUGGACCAGAGCUUUCACCGUGACGACUUCUCCCUCCUCUACACUCCCGUUCAGCCCUGUGACCGCAGCUUGGGGGUCUCGGCAGACCCGCUGCGCUUGACUUCACGAUCUGUUUGCGCUUGCGGGGGUGUCGUGUCAAUCCAUUUUUCUCAUUUCUUGUGCUAAACGAACAAAGCAAUCUGCGACGGCGGUGUCCAGCCGGACGCUGAGAGAAGGGGCUCAUGUGAUACCGACCGAGGGGCAGAGUGCCUUAGACUGACAGAGAGGUUGGCUUUUAAGUCAAAGGUUCAACUCCAAACCACUUGAGAGGGUUCAAAACAGGCUGCUAUACAACAUCAACUUUACAGAUAUAAAUAAUAAACUGUAUUUUUUCAGAUACGAGUGUGAUACGGUGAAAUAUAUAAUUUAUUUCACAGGCUUAUGUAUGAAAAUAACCAGAGGUCUACGAUCUUUAUUUGUGCAAGUGGUUCAUUUUGGGUCAUGAUAGUUUUCAUUUCGUCUGACACCGGUAAUCUCCAUGAAGAAUUUAUCCUCUGAGAUGGUGUUUUUUUUUUAUGUCAGCACUGAGCAGAGCUUUGCAAACCAAACUACUAAGAUCUGAUAUUGAGUCGUCAAAGAAUCAAUCUCGCCUGUCAAAAGCUCGCUCGCCUAACAAUCUGUGACCUGAACAAACGCCCUCCGUUUGAAAAUGAAAGGUUUCUGUCAUUUCCAGACGGGCUGAGAAGAGGUUGCACCUGUCACAGCUACUGUCAGCGGCUGACUUUGAUUUGUUUUAGGUGAUUCUGUCGACACUGUGUGAUAUUAACAAGUACAUGUCCAUGCCAAAGCUCCCUGUAGGGUAGAUGCAGUUCCAGCGUACACUCACCUGCCCCAGAGUCGGACUCUAUUUGGAAGCUAUGUGCUGCAGCAUAAAUGUACAGGUGUGCGUUUCUAUACAACCUGACAGUUUGCUAAGCCCUGCCCUCCUUAGUUACUGUUGCUAUGCUUGUCAUGCUUUCAAUUUACAAUGAAAACACGGCAGAUUUAUUUUACAGCUUGAAACAGUGGGUCCUUUGUUUCCACCAGAAGGAAACACAAGCAGCCUCUCAUUUCUUCUCAGUGCUGUCACUAGCAGUGUAUCAGCUGUUGCUAACCAGCUAACAAAGCCAAUAUCUAGCUCCAUGACUCGGCUGAAAACUGUGUCUGUGGCUGACUUUUUAAUGGGGAGCGUAUUUAUGUUCCCAGGGUUCUGUGUUCCCCCAGAUUAAUAUCCUCUUAACCCUUUGAAACUUGGCUUGAUUUCUUUUAAAAACAUGGGAGGAAGGCAAUGAGCAUACGGAAGAAGAAAUGAGGAAAAAAAAUAGCAAGAAAUUAGUAAAAAAGAGAAAAUUAAAAAUGAGAAAAUUAGGAAACAAAAAAGACAGAAAGAAAAGUUAAAAACAAACAAAGAACUGACCCAGAAAUUAUAAUAACUCUGUAACAUAAUUUUGAAAUGUAAUGUAUAAUAAUAAUAAAAUAAUAAAAUGUAAAAAUGUAUGAUAAUAAUUAAUAUUAUAAAUAUCGUUUUCCCUUAGCUUUUUCUUUUUUCCCUCAUUUUUAAAAUAACUUUCUAAAUUUUUAUUUGUUUAUUUAAUUUUUUUGCAAUUUGUCGGACAUUUCAUGUUACCCAUGUUUCGGAAAGAAAUCGCACCAAUUUUCUCAGGGUUCAAAGGUUUAAAUACUUGUGAAAGGUGUCUGAAAGCAGCACAGGAAAAGUGAUGUCAUUCCAGGUUUCAAAGGGUUAAUGUGACACAUUAAAGGGUAACUUAGGUAUUUUUCAACUUGGAUCCUAUUUUCCUAUUUUUUGAUUCUAAUGUGUCUAAAAGUGACUAACAUGAACAACAGUAUUUAUAAAUUGGUCCAGUAUUGAGCAAGAGGGCUGCAGCCAGCAGCAGCGAAACAGGCUGCAAUGUAACCAUGUGGGGCAUUUGUGCACUAUCAGUUUAUGUCCACUAGAAGUGUUUGUUUUGCCACUGACAGGCUCAGAUUGUGAUUAUAAGUGUCUGACAACAUUAUGGAAAGGAUCCCUACAGAGAUAGAUCCUUUUGUUAAAGGAAAAAAUUGCCAAUCCAAAAGCCACCAGACUCCAUUUAAAAAAACAGUAAUUUUAUUUUUCCAAUUUCCCAAUUUUAUCAUUGGAAAACACACUUCAUUCAAAGUCAAAAGAAAAAAAAUACAGCUCACAAAAGUCAUCUUGGUUUGUCUUUCCACUGUUCCAACAAUCACCAACUCUGAUUGGGUUUCAAUUAACUCUUAAUUCACUCAGUUGAAUGUCAAAAUAUGCUGGAUCUAUACAUGCUAAAAUUACUCUUUAUUUAAAUGGAGUAAGGUGGGUUUGGAGAUGGUGAUUUUGGGGCUCUUUCUGGUCAAACAACAAGGAUCCUCUCCUAAUCUGAGCCUGUCAGUGGCAAAAACAAACACUUCUAGUGGACAUAAAUUGACGGCACAAACCUAAAUUGAAGAUGCGAGUGGUUACGUGCAGCCUGUUUCCUGUGGCCAGCUGCGGCAGUCUCUUCAACGAAACUACCACUUUCCAAUGUUGUUGUUUUCAUUAGCCACGUAGACACAAAAACAUGGGAAAAUAAGGUCCAGACUGAAAAUACGGAAGUUACCCUUCAAGGAGACGUUUCAAAGGGUUUUAUGUCUCUGCAAUGUUUUUGCCCAUGGUCAAAUAUUCGGUGUGUUUCUCUGGGUCAGUUUGUUGAAAUCACCCACCUCCAGCUUAUAUCCAGCUGAUGGUAAAUAUUCUUUGAAACAUAUGUCCUUGAAUUUGUGGGUGAGACAGUUUUCUUGACCUCAAACAUUGAUAUCUCCACAGUGGCCGAAUGGAUUCUUACCAUUUGAGCUGCAUGUGAAACACCAACCUCCCCACAAGCUAUAUUCACAGAGCCUUUACUCUGCUAAACAGCCUCGUCCUGCAUUAGCAAAACACUGAAUUUGUCAAAAAGAGGCCUAUGAAGUAUGUAUGAUUAUUAAAAUAAACAAAACCAACGUUCAUCUGCACACACUGUGAUGACACACAGCUAGUUGAAUAUCAGUAAAGUUUCCCUGCUUCUCUUCACUGGUUCCUGUACAGCAGGGUCGGUCUUUGUUUCACUGUUAUAAUCAUUAAAAGCAAAAGCAGCAUGUGUAUACAUUCAGUAGGCUAUAUCUUCAGUAGCUAGCUAACCGUACACUUUUCAGGGUUUGAUUUUGGUUUUGGAACAGGGAAGAAACGUAUAUCUUUUUCCAACCUCUCCAGGUAACGAGUAGUCAGGGGUUGUCAGUUUACUCAGACAUGGGGUCCCAUAAGGAAAAAGGUUGGGAACCACUAGAUUCAUCCAUUUAUUCCACAUUAGCUCCUUCUGAUUUUGUUUUUUUUAAAGGCUUAAAAGAACCAUUUCUGAUUCAAACUCUCUGAAUGGUGAGUAUUGCUCAGACUGCAGCCUUGUGCACACCGUGUCCAAAGCUUGACAGGUUGUGCAGUGUCUAGUUACAGUUGCUAAGCUAUGAUUGAGCACUUGAUGUUCAGGGCAGGGUUUUACGCAAACUGUCAAUUUUGAGAUCAACAAAUCUUUUCACAGCGUCCGUACCUUCCCUGCAGAUCUCAAAACUCUGAGUGGCAAUGUUUUUUUUUUUUUGUCCUCUGAAUGAGCCGACAUUAAGGGCGGGAAAAAAAGGAGUCAUAAUACCAGAACAAAAGUUUCCUCUGCUUCCUCUGCUGAGGGAAGUGCAAACAGUGUUUAAAGAAUAAAAGAGCAAAGGGAGACAAGUCAUUAUGUUUGCCAUUGUGAUCCGUAAUUACACCAGGCAUAAGCAGACUGACUUUAAAGCACAAUCUCUCACAGAGGGUUUGGGAAUUAUCACGUCGGAGGAAAUCAUCAGCCAUGCACAAACAGCUCAGACCUUCAGGCACUUGUAGACGGUGUGCAGGGGGGCCGAAACUAAAUUUUACAUCUGUCAGACGAAAGGUUGCAAACUUACAUACUGUCUCAUUGUGCAUCAUCUGACCGCACUGCUUCUUUAUCUUAUGUUCGAAGCAGAGACAAAAAAAAAGUGCAUAUUUUUGCUCAACGUUUGCACAACUCACUGCUUUCCACAUCUGAGCUGUCUCCAUCGAGCAAAAUUGUAAGUACUUUGCUACGGAAAGUAAAAAGAACAAAAAAAAAAAA